This is a messenger RNA of Rhodamnia argentea, 3642 nucleotides long. Its product is annotated as cingulin-like protein 1. The transcript is spliced from 3 exons. Bases 236 to 3244 code for a protein of 1002 amino acids. The record is from RefSeq and is a predicted model, not a curated record. Lineage: Eukaryota; Viridiplantae; Streptophyta; Magnoliopsida; Myrtales; Myrtaceae.
CGCUCCCUCCCGGCAAAUCCUCCUCCUCUGAUUCACCAGCAAGAAGGGAUUCGGAGCCUGCUCAUCAGCUUUUUCUCUCUCUAGGGUUUCGUCUUGCUCCUCCAGCAGCGCCAGGUUCGUCUCCGUUCGCGCGACAGCUUUCGGCUUCUUCUGUUUUCCUUUGUUUUGGGUUUCCUGUUUGGAUUCUAGAGGGAGCGUUUCUUCGUUUUCUCCCUCGACAUUGCUGGUGGCUUCCAUGGAGAAAGUGUCUGAGAAGUUGAAGCAAGCGGAGUUGAAGAAGGAGGGCAUUUCCGAGGCGUAUGAGCAAGUGCACGCUCAGGCAUCGAAUCUCCUGUCUUUCGCUCUCAUGUGGAAGGAUUUGGAGGAGCAUUUCGACGGCAUCCAGAGGUCGUUGGAAUGCCGCUCCGAGCAGCUCCUCGAGAGGGAGAGGUCGCUCGAGGAGCGCCGCCGCGUAGUCGAGUCCAAGGAGGGCGAGUUGUGUUCGUUGCAACGGAGGAUCGAGGAAUGUGAGGGGGAGAUUGGUGGAAAGACGAGGGAACUGACUUCGGUGAAGGAACAGGUCAAGAGGCUGUGUGAUGAGCGCGAGUCGGAGGAGAAGCGGUUAGUUCUAACGCGUGGCGAGCUCAGUGAUUGCGUUUCCUUGAUCAGAGAUAAGGAGGAGGAGUUGAGUUCUCUGAGGAAGUCGAUGGAGGAGUGUGUUGGGAACUAUAGUUCGAAAAAAGUGGAGAUGGACCUGCUGCAACAGAAAGUAAGCUUGCUAGAGAAAAAAGUUGGACAGUUGCAGAUUUCGCUAGAGGAGAAUGCUAGGGAACUAGAUCUGGAAAGAGAGAAGUUGGAAUCGACGAGGAGUUCUCACAAAAAAUUGUGUGGGGAGGUCGAUCUCAAAAGACUGGACUUGAGUAUGGUAGAGAAUUUGCUCGAGGAUAGAUACGAAACAGCGUGCACGAGAGAGAAUCAGUUGAGCAGUCUGGAACACUCUAUCGAAGAGCUUGACAGGGUGAUCGUGCUCAAACAGGGAGAAUUGCAGUCUCUCGAAGAUGAGAUAAACGACGGCUGCCUUGAACUUCAAGUUAAGGAGGAGGAACUUGGUCGAGUCAAGAAAUGCGUCGAAGAGUCUACUAAAGCACUCGAAUCGAAAGAGAGUCUCCUUCAUUCAACAAAAGCAUUGAUCAAGGAGAACAAUGAAAAGCUUGAAUCGAAGCAAAAGCAGUAUGAUGCAAUUGAAAAGUUGAUCAGUGACCGGUCGGUGGCACUUGAUUCGAAAGAGAAGGUGUUCAGGUUCAUUGAAAUGACUAUCGGAAAGCUAUCGGAAGAUCUUAAGUCCAAGGAAGGUCAUUUGGAGGGUAUCAGGAAGUGCAUAGAGCAGCUUGAAGAGGAAAUGAAGUCAAAAAACGAAGAGCUUGCUUCAGUCGAAGGAAAAGAAAGAAAGGUUGGCAGAUCUCUUGAAUAUAUAUGCAGGGAAUUAAGUACAACCAAACGGUCUAUAAAAGACCUCGAUCUUGAACUUGAAUCCAAAAGGAAACAGCUAGAGUCCAUCGAAAUUCAAAAUAGGAAAUCUGCAGAGAGACUUCAACUGAAAGAACAAGAGUAUGCUUCCAUCCAAAGCUCAAUUCUUGAAUGCUCACUGACCCUCGAGUCGGAAAAGAAGCAACUGGAUUUGAUGCAGAAGUCUAUGGCAGAGUGCUCUCAAGAGCUUGAAUUUAGAAAAGGGCAGUUGGAUCAAAUUGAAGAGAGGAGCAAGAAAGGCCGCAGACAUCUUGAUCUCAAGGAAAAGCACCUUCGUGCGCUUGACUUGUUAACGGAAGAAUGCUGUAAGAUACUCGAAAUGAGAAAGAAGGAUUGUGAGGUCCAACGUAAUGAACUAGAAUUGAGGAAGGAGCGACUUGAUUUGAUUGACAAGGCACUCGAGACCCGCACUAGGGAAUUGGAGCUGAGAGAGAGUUUUAAUGCUCUUUCUGGGUUAAUGACACAUGCAUUAGCAAAUGUAUCUGCUUCGGCUUCAGAAGUAAAUUCUCAACCCGGAAUUGGCGUUGAUGGAAAGAAUCUGCUCAUGUUCCUAGGUCAGCAAUUCAAGGAGCACGACAGGGCGUUCUCUAAGGCACUGGAAAUAAUCCAAACAUCAACUGAUGCGGCAAAAUUGGUGUUAGAUGGCAUUGAAGGAUUCUAUCCUCAGGACUCGAGCAAUGGAGAUGGAUUAGAUAUUGGUAUAAUCAGAAGGGUUUGUAUCUUCCUCUUAGAGUCUAUAAUAAAAUUUUCAGCAAAGGUGAAGCCUCAGGUGAGGGAAGCUGCAAGGAAACUGGCCUUUGAAUGGAAGGCGAAGCUAAAUGUUUUGCCAUCACCAGAGAAUUAUUUGGAGAUCUGGGGUUUUUUGCAACUUUUAGUGGCAUAUAAGCUGGGUUCCGAUUUCGAUGCAAAUGAAAUUCAAAAUCUUGUCAAUUUUGUAUUGCAACUCAGAAAGGGGCAUGGAUUGCGCCAGCUCCUAGGUUCUUCAGAUGCACAACCUGGCUCCUUGAGAUCCACUCAACAGUGGCAUAUAAAGACUGAGGAGUCAGAGCAUUGUAUUGUGCAUAAUGCAGACGAUUCUUCUGGUGGGAUUACUCCACCACCAACUGGCUCUGUUGGAGGAACUCUGCAGUUUCUCCAAACUGAGCUUUUGACUGAAGAUCAUGCAACACUUGAAGAAAUCUCGGAUGUUCUGCAAAGCUCCUCUGACCCUGCAGAACUUAUCCUGUAUGUAAUUGAGGGGUCUCAUAGGCAAUUCUCAAAUAGUAUGGAUAUGAAUUUGGAUACUGAUCAUCUCAGGAGUCAAAUUUUUCUGUUAGAGCAGCUGAUAAAAGUUUCACCUUCAACAACGAAUGAAGUUAAAAAAGAAGCAAUGAACCUGGCAAUAGAAUGGAAAAUGAAACUGACAGAAAAAGCCGAGAGUUCGUUAGAGGUUUCCCGUUUUCUGCAUUUCUUGGCUGCAUUUAAGUUGGUUUCUUCCUUCAAUGAAAAUGAGAUUCUGAAUCUAGCAGAUCGUGUUUCGCUGAAUGACAAUGCUCCUCUGUUACGCCAGGCCCUUGGUCUUGCCAGCAGGGUGACGGUGCCAGCUAGCACACUUGCUUCUUCCUCUGGAGUCCAUCUGCAACCGCAUAGAGAGAGGAAACGUAUCGCUAGUGGCCCUGCAAUCGAUCAGCAAUCCGAACAGCACCUCCAUAAGUGCAGAUACCUGAUGAAAAAUCCAGUUCACCCUGUGAAUAUCUGAUACAACUCUCAUCCUUUUUGAGUCACGAGCUAAUCACCCUUGAGCACUAAGGUAUUCUCUCCUAACAUUAGGCCUGAGCUUUAUCUGCCGCUGCCAGUUGCCUCUGACAUCGGCAAAGACAAAUCUUGUGUUUGUUUUCGGCAAUGGUGGUGCUGAUGAAGGACGGAAUGUAUAGAUAGGUUAACAUGUGCAUUGUCUCGCUCUUGGAAAGUAAGUUAAUGCUCUGUAUAUAGAAAACUUAUCCUAGGCAGCUCUCAACAAGGUUGAUGUGAUUGUGCAGGAUGAUGGGAACAUGCAAGUAACUUGUGCAUUUAUGACCACGUAGCUAUUUUGCUCGCAGUUUUUAGCUUGAAUUCGCGAUCUAUUUCAUAGUGUAUCUAGGCGAAGGUAUGAUUAUA